Molecule: messenger RNA, 385 nt
Organism: Paramecium octaurelia
Lineage: Eukaryota; Ciliophora; Oligohymenophorea; Peniculida; Parameciidae
Source: the annotation of a GenBank genome assembly
AUUGUUUUAAUACAGAACCCUCAACUCUUAUGGACAUACCAAAGAAGACUCCCUUAAACCCAGUGACUAAUGUUUAUAACUUUAAUGGAAAGACUCUUCCAAAAACAUCAGCAUUUGUUGUAAAAAUAUAUCUAAAGAAAUUUGAUGUUGUGGAAGUACAUGCAUUGGGGGAAACCAUUUCAAAGGCAGUAAGGGUGGUUGAAUAACUUUAACGACAACGUACUUCCUCUAAAAUAACAUUUAGAUUAUGUCACAAUUGAGAAAAUCAAUACAUUCACUUAGAAAUUUGAAGAUAAUAGGUCCAAAGCAAAAUUAGUUGUUACUUUAAAGGUAACUGAUGAUGGAAAAAAAAGAGUAAAUGAGGAGAUUAAAUAAUGAUAGCCAU